Messenger RNA from Nicotiana attenuata, 1208 nucleotides. Its product is annotated as clavaminate synthase-like protein At3g21360. NCBI's taxonomy places the organism in Eukaryota, Viridiplantae, Streptophyta, Magnoliopsida, Solanales, Solanaceae. The coding region runs from base 57 to 1028 and encodes 323 amino acids. The transcript has 3 exons. The record is from RefSeq and is a predicted model, not a curated record. Gene Ontology annotation, molecular function: oxidoreductase activity.
CAUAUAUAUAACUCAACCAAUACUCAAUAAUUGUGAAAAUAGACACAAAGAAAAAGAUGGCAGAAAAUUUAUUGACCCAAGUCCAAAUACCUCAACAGAAGCACUACAAUGGAGUUCCUUUCCCUGCUGUUUUAUCUCCGAACCCAAACUCUACUAUCUCACAACUAUCACAAAUAAUCAAAGAGCAAAAACCAUGGCUUAGUUCUCUACUCAAUCAAUCUGGGGCUAUUCUUUUCAGGGGAUUUUCUGUAAACUCGGCAUCAGAUUUUAAUGAUGUUGUUGAGGCUUUUGGCUACGAGGAACUGCCGUAUGUGGGUGGUGCUGCUCCUCGUACCAACGUUGUUGGUCGUGUCUUCACCGCUAAUGAGUCCCCACCUGAUCAAAAAAUUCCCUUUCAUCAUGAAAUGGCUCAGGUUCCCGAGUAUCCAUCAAAAUUGUUUUUCUUUUGUGAUAUUGAACCUGGAAGUGGAGGAGAAACUCCAAUAGUGCUCAGUCAUGUUGUAUAUGAGAAGAUGAAAAGCAAGUAUCCUGAUUUUGUUGAGCGAUUGGAAGAGCAUGGCUUAAUUUAUAUAAGAGUAUUAGGAGAAGAUGAUGAUCCUUCUUCCCCGAUUGGCCGAGGCUGGAAGUCGACCUUUCUAACUAAAGACAAAAGCGUGGCUGAAGAAAGGGCUGCAAAGUUGGGCAUGAAGCUAGAAUGGAUAGAGGAUGGAGUUAAAACCGUAAUGGGCCCUAUACCAGGCAUCAAAUUCAACCAAGUAAGGCAACAGAAAAUAUGGUUCAAUAGCAUGGUAGCUGCAUAUACCGGAUGGAAAGAUACUAGAAAUGAUCCAGUGAAAGCAGUCACUUUUGGAGAUGGUCAGCCUUUGCCUGCUGAAGUUAUACAUGAUUGCUUAAGAAUCCUUGAGGAUGAAAGUGUUGCAGUUCCAUGGAAGAAAGGCGACGUCUUACUGAUUGAUAAUUUGGCUGUUCUUCACUCCAGGAAACCUUUUAAUCCACCUCGUCGCAUAUUAGCUUCACUUUGCAAGUAAAAGCAAACCAAUAUGAUAUAGGGAUUAAAUUCCCCGUCUGAAGUUUGUUAUAGUCUUUCUUUUAUUUCGUCCUUCAUAUGGCUAUAUUUGAAGAACUUUGUAUUUUCUGUCUCUGAUAUUAACAUGUUAUGGUGAACUUUUAUACUUUCCUUCGUAAGAAUUUUUGUCAGUUUGACUCAA